AUGGACUCCAUCACCCUCCACAGCAGCAGCAUGUUCCUCGACCUCGCGCUCUCCCUCAAGUGGAACGUGCUCAGGGCCUCGCCCUGGGCCAACGUCAGCGCGGACGGCAGCACCGUCACGCUCAAGCCCGCCGCCGCGCUGGACAGCUUCCUGGGCCAGGCUACGGUCCUGGGGCUGCGCGAGUACGCCAAGACCGAGGUGCACAGCUGGGUGGUGCGCCUGGAGCAGCUGGCGGGCGCGCCUGCGGCCAACUUUUUGGUGGGCGUGGCGCCGGCCGGCAUGGACCUCAACCACUCCAUCGGCCAGGAGGGCUGCGGCAUCGGGCUGGAUUACUACGGCUACAUCUACGUCAACGGCCGCUACUUCCACGUGUCAAACCUCGGCCACUGGCAGUCCGUCGCCAAGCCCUGCCGCGGCAGCACUGCGCGCCACAAGGGCAAGGCGGGCCCCAUGUUCACCUUCCACGAGGGCCGCUGCGAGAUCACCCUCACGCUGGACCUCAAGGAGGGCACCCUGCGCUUCUCAUCCGGCGGCCACAGCAUCGGCACCAUCGCCAACGUCAAGGGGCCCCUGCACGCCGCGCUCACGCUCACCAGCCCACAUCAGAACGCGGUGCUGGCGCCCGGGCCCAUCGGCAAGGGCGAGCACACCGCGGAGGAGCUGGUCAACAUCCUCAAGGCCAAGGGCCACCUCAGCAGCGCGCGCGCAGAGGCGGCCAUGCUGCUGGUGCCGCGAGACCUGUUUGUGCCGCGCGACCGCCAUCGCGAGGCCUUCAGGGACCAGAAAGUGACGAUGCGCAUGCCCGACGGCAGCACACUGACGAUGCCGCCCCCCAGCGUCGUGGCCACGGCGCUGGAGGCACUGGACCUGCAGCCGGGCGCGGCUGUGCUGGACGUCGGCUGCGGCAGCGGCUACGUGACGGCGGUCGCGGCGCUCAUGGUCGGCGGCAGCGGCACCGUGCACGGCAUCGAGUGCGUCUCCAGCCGCCUGGAGGCGGCGCGCGGGAACAUGCGCCGCCUGCGCGAGCGGCUGCCGGCUUCCAGCCACCACCUGGUCGCGUCGGCGGCGCCGGCGGCCGCCGCGGCGUGCGGCGCGCUGGAGGCGCUGUCUGCGGCCAGCCUGAGCCUGGGCAACGUGCUGGUGCCCGAGUGCACGGAGGGGGUGCAGUACGACGCGCUGUACUGCGACACCAGCGUCGGCGAGGAGGACCUGCCGGCGUUCCUCAGCCUGCUGCGCCACGGCGGCCGCGCGGUGGUGGUGAUCAACGAGGAGCUGCUGCUGCUCACGCGCGGCACGGCCGACCCCACCGAUUUCGGCCGGUCCGUCCUGGCCAAGGUGUCGGGGGACCUGGGGGAGCUGGAGGACCCCACGCCCUGGGAGGUGCAGGAGGCCAUCUCGCGCAUCAAGGCGCGGGAGCACAGGAAGGGGCUCGAGCAGGCCAAGGGCGAGGUUGGCAGCCUGCGGAGCUUUGAGCUGCAGGAGCUGCAGCAGCGCAUGGCGGGCGCCAUGUCGCGCAUCGCGGAGCUCGAAGCCACGCUGCAGCGCGGCGCCGGCGCUGCGCGUGCGCCGCUGCCGGAUGACACGCGCGCUAUCAUCCGCGACGCGAGGGCCCACCGGCGCUCGGCGCGCAUGUCGCCGCGCGGCAGCGCACGCAGCCCCAUCGGCGGCGAGGCGGCCGAGCAGCCGGCGUCUGCGCGCACGCGCAGCGCACGGUCUGCGGCGGCCGCAGCGGCGGGCGAGGAGGGUGAGGAGCCGAUGGUGAUCGGCAGCAAGGGCUCACAAGGGGCCAGCGGCAGCGGCGGCGGCGGUUGCGGCAGCGCGGCGGGCGACAAGCUCACAGCGCUGACAGGCGGCAGCGACGGCGGCGGCAGCGGCGGUGGCCUCAAGAUCGGUACCACGGUGUACGCCAGCGGCGGCUACGCCGGGAGCGUUCACGGCGGGAUGGGGCUGCUGGCGGCGCUGGGCGUGCAGCCGCUGACCGCGGCGCAGGUGGCUGCGGCGGUGCACGGCGCGGCCCCGCAGCGUGUGGGCGGGUACGAGGUGUACGCGGGCGCCUUCAGGGGCACGCCCUGCCAGGUGUGGCGCCUCACGCUGCCGCAGCCGGUCAGCCUCCUCGAGGUGCAGCGUGCCUGCAGCCGGUUCUGCUGCGCGCACCCCAACGUCGCCGCCAUCCUGGGGGCCUGCGUUGAGCCGCUCGACGGCGCGACACCCAUGGACGAGGAUGGCGAUGCAGCCGGCGGCGGCGGUGCAGCCGGCGGCGGCGGGGCGCUGCCAUCGCCGCGCGGCGCUGAGCUGGCGGAGCAGGCCUUGCUGGAGGGCGGGUGCCACCUCUGGAUUGUGGAGGAGCGCCACGGCGACUGCAGCCUCGCGGCGCGCCUGGAGCGCGGCCUGCUGCCCUGGCAGCACGUGCUGGGCGUCGCAUCCGACGUCGGCGCGGCGCUUGCCUACCUGCAGACGCUGCACCGCCUCGCGCCCGGCGCGGGGCUGGACGACGGCGGCUGCGACAGCGCCGCGCUCGCGGCACCGCUGUCGCCGCUCGCAGUCGCGCACAUGCUGAUCCCCUCGGCGGUGCGGCUGGUGCCCGGCGGCGCCACCGCCAAGCUCAGCCUGGUGCCGGCCAUGCUGGCGCAGCUCGAGUUCAGCCUGGGCGUUGCGCCGGGGGAGGCGCGCAUCAGCGAGGCGCGAGAGCAGCUGCUGCCGUACAUCCACCCCUCCCAGAUGUUUGGUGGCGGCGGCGGCAGCGCGCUCAGGGGCGGCUUUGGGGACGCGGCCCAUGGGGCGGGCGGCUCGGCUGUGGCGGCGUUCAACCCGCUGUACGGCUUUGCCGUCGUGCUGCUGCAGCUGCUCACAGAACAGCAGGCGCCCGGCCUGCUGGGCACUGCGCGUCAGGCGCUGGCGGCCGGCACGCUGUUCAACCUCGUGCCGCGCACCCCCAGCAGCGGGCAGGAGACGGUGGCGAUCGCGGAGGAGCUGGCGCGCAUGGCGCUGCGCUGCGCCGAGAGCGUCAGCAGCAGCGUUUACGCCGGCGGCAGCGACGGUGAGACAGCAGCGGCGGCGGCGGCGGCUGCCGCAGGCGCGAGCCUGGAGGGCAACGUGCUGCCCAGGCUCGAGGCGCUCAAGGUGCAGCUGGCGGCGUUGGGCCCUGCGGCGGUGUCGUGGGAGGCCGUUGAGGAGCUGCUGCUGGUGCCGUUGGCGGCGCCCGGCGCGGCGGUCGAGCCCGGCCUGCGGCGAUGGGUGCGGCAGGACUUCCGGGCGCGGCGGCGCGCGUUCAUGGAGGAGGCCGCCAAGCUGGCGGCCGAGGGCCCGCUGCACAAGAUCGAGGUCCGCCGCAGCCGCUGCUUCAAGGACAGCGUGACGACGUUCAGCGGCAAGGGCGUCAACGUGUGGCGGCAGCCGCUGAAGGUGACGUUCAUCGGCGAGGCCGGCAUGGACAGCGGCGGCGUGACGCGCGAGUGGUUCUCGUGCAUCUGCGCGGCGCUGUCACGCGGCAGCCUGGACCUCUUCUGGGCGGGCGGCCCCGCGGCCAACCAGCUCUACGUGAACCCGCUGUCGUCCAGCCCCAGCCACCUCAAGCGCUUCCACUUUGUGGGCUCCUUCAUGGCCAAGGCGCUGCUCGAGAGCGCGGCGCGCGCCAAGGAGCUGGGCCCCAUCUCCCUCAACCUGCGUUUCUGCGAGCCCUUCUGGAAGCUGAUGCUGGGCAUCCCCGUGAGCCUCAUGGACCUGCAGGCCCUCGACCCCACAGAGUUCAGGUCGCUGCUGCAGAUCCUGGAGCUCGACAUCGACGGCCUCAUAUUCGAGACCUUCGCGUGGAACUUCACACACACGCGGCGUGGCGGCGGCGCCGGCGGCGCGGGCGGCGGCAAGGAUGAGCCUGAGGUGCCUGCGCUGCCCAGCGGCGCCAGCCCCUUCAGCGGCGACAGCAGCACCAAGGUGGAGGCGAGCAUCCCCCUCAAGCCCGGCGGCAGCCACGUGCGCGUGACCAACGCCAACAAGCGCGAGUACGUGCUGCUGAAGGCCCAGAAGAUGCUGAUGGGCGCGGUGGAGGCGCAGAUGAGCGCCGUCAUCGACGCCUUCCACUCCCUGGUGCCGCGUGAGCUGGUGGACAAGUACGGCUUCACGCCCCUGGAGCUGCAGCUGCUGGUCUGCGGGGAGCAGGUCAUUGACAUUGCCGGGCUGCGCUCAGCCUGCAAGUACGAGGACGGCUACAACGGCAAGGAGGACCAGAUCCGCUGGUUCUGGGCCGCGGUCGAGUCCUUUGACGACGUCCAGCGCCGCCAGCUCCUGCAGUUCUGGAGCGGCUCUGACGGCAUGCCCGUCGAGGGCUUUGCGUCCCUGGAGCCCGCGUUCCACAUUGUCAGCGUCGACCGCAUGUACGACAAGGCCGACCGCACCGCCCGCCUGCCGGCUGCGCACACCUGCUUCCGCCAGCUCGACCUGCCGCGGUACGUCAGCUACGAGGAGACGCGCGAGAAGAUCAUCACCGCCAUCACCAUCGGCCAGGGCUACCUCGCGCUCAGCUGA
Messenger RNA from Monoraphidium neglectum, 4521 nucleotides. Its product is annotated as E3 ubiquitin-protein ligase NEDD4. Gene Ontology annotation, molecular function: ubiquitin-protein transferase activity. NCBI's taxonomy places the organism in Eukaryota, Viridiplantae, Chlorophyta, Chlorophyceae, Sphaeropleales, Selenastraceae. The coding region runs from base 1 to 4521 and encodes 1506 amino acids. The record is from RefSeq and is a predicted model, not a curated record. Gene Ontology annotation, biological process: positive regulation of protein catabolic process; proteasome-mediated ubiquitin-dependent protein catabolic process; protein polyubiquitination. The transcript is spliced from 4 exons.